Tachysurus vachellii is the source of this 3349-nucleotide messenger RNA. It is a transcript of the gene fbxl5, whose product is annotated as F-box and leucine-rich repeat protein 5. Gene Ontology annotation, biological process: SCF-dependent proteasomal ubiquitin-dependent protein catabolic process; intracellular iron ion homeostasis. The record is from RefSeq and is a predicted model, not a curated record. The coding region runs from base 75 to 2153 and encodes 692 amino acids. Lineage: Eukaryota; Metazoa; Chordata; Actinopteri; Siluriformes; Bagridae. Gene Ontology annotation, molecular function: protein binding. Gene Ontology annotation, cellular component: SCF ubiquitin ligase complex. The transcript is spliced from 11 exons.
UCAGUCCUCGCGCCUUCGUACGAGAGAGAGAGAGAGCGUGUGCGUGUGUGUUUGCGUGUGUAUGGAGAGGCGUGAUGGCUCCCUUUCCCGACGAGGUGGACGUGUUCACCGGGCCACACUGGCGAAUGAAGCAGCUGGUCGGUCUUUACUGCGAUAAGCUGACGAAGACGAACUUCUCCAACAACAAUGACUUCCGCGCGUUCCUCCAGACGCUCUGCGCCACCUUCAAGGAGUUCAAGAUCCACGAGCAGAUCGAGAACGAAUACAUCAUCGAUCAGCUGCAGCAGCGCAGCCGCACCACCUACAACGUGCAUUCCGACAACAAGCUCUCCGAGAUGCUGUUGCUCUUUGAAAAGGGCCUCAGGAAUGUCAAAAGCGAGUGCGAACAGCUGAACUACGCUCGGCAGCUGAAAGAGCGGCUUGAUGCUUUCACUCAGGACUUCCUUCCUCACAUGAAGGAGGAAGAGGAGGUGUUCCAGCCCAUGCUGAUGAAGUACUUCACCUACGAGGAGCUGAAGGCCAUAAAGAGACAAGUGAUAGCGCAGCACUGCAGCAAGCAACAGUGGGACACGGCCGCCGAGGUGCUGAAGGGCUUGAACCUGUGGAGUCGGGCCGAGGAGCUACACAAGGCCUUCAAAUACUCCGACCACGAGAAGACCGAGGACGAAUGCGACAUUCAGGCGAGCACACACAUCUCAGCACUGCCUCAGGAGGUCCUGGUGCGGCUGUUCCGUUACCUGGGCCCGGAGGACCUGUGCCGCUGUGGUCAGGUGUGCCGUACCUGGGCAGAGGUGGUUAAAACGGGCUCUCUGUGGAGACACCUGUACCCGGUCCGCUGGGCCAGAGGUGAUUAUUACCGUGGUCCUCCAGGAGAGCCGGACCAGGAUCCCGAUGAAGACUGGGUGCAGAACCUGCAGGACGAAGGACGAGCCUAUCAGGAGUGGGACGAGGACGCGGACGUCGACGAAUCAGAGGAGGCACGCAAGGACUCUCUGGCCAUCAGUGCAGUGCGCAAAGAAAAGAAGUUGCUGAACGGAAUGAUCCAGAACCUUCUCCCAGAGGUUGGGUCAUCGGUUCGCACCCUCAGCCUGGCUUACAGUGCUGCCGUCUCCAGCAAAAUGGUGCGUCAGAUCCUGAGUCAUUGCCCGAAUCUCAUGCACUUGGAUCUCACUCAGACCGAUGUUACCGAUUCAGCUUUUGAAAGUUGGGCAGAGUUGGGGGCGUGUCGCACGCUCGAGCAUUUGGACCUAUCGGGGUGUGAGAAGAUCACUGACUACACGCUGAAGAAUUUGGCCCUGGGUUUAGGAGAUCUGACCGCACCCAGGUUUUCAAAGAACAGCCCCGACUGCAAAAACAAGCUUCUGAAGACGUCGUCGUCUGCCAUCAAACUUCUGGACGAGCGCUCUGGGUAUUCUCUAGGACGCACGCGCACGGCUCUCGUCUUCAAGUGGAGGCCCGGCGGGCGGAGCACGAGCUGCAGCCCCGUUUGGGUUCUGGAUCCAGGCGUCCUCGCCGACAUAGAGGACGCAGCUGAUUGGACUAGGAGAGGAGGCGUGGCGGCUGGAAACGGCGAGGGGCACGAUGAUAUUUUAGGAGUGCAGGCGCAGGAAGGCGGCAGGUCGUGCUGCUGUAGGAGGAGCAUGAAGCGGCGGAGCUUUAGGACUGACAUUGGCUCCGCCUACUUGCAGCAGCUGUAUGGCACGCUGGGGGAAAUGCAGUGUGGUCACUCUACAUGUUGUGGCUCAGACACCUCUUUAAGGACAGUGAAAGGUGCACAGUGUGAGCCUCAAGCCACAGGGGGCAUCACUGAGCUUUGGACUAAAUGCCCUACUGAGGGCAAGACAAGGACUGAACGGUCAGGAGCCUGUAGAGCUCUGAGGUUCCUCAGCUUGUCAGGAUGCUAUCAGAUCACAGACUUCGGCCUGAGGUGUCUCUCUCAGGGAGGAGGACUUCCUCUGCUUGAGCAUCUGAACCUCUCGGGCUGUCUGUUCAUCACUGAAGUGGGACUGCAUGAGCUGGUGUCCGUGUGUCCCUCACUCAACGACGAACACUUCUACUACUGCGAUAACAUCAACGGUCCUCAUGCCGACCGAGCGAGCGGAUGCCAGAAUCUGCAGUGUGGCUUCAGGGUUUGCUGUCGCUCCGGAGAGUGAUCAUCUUUCCCCAGUGGCUCUCUGUUCCUUUUUUUUUUUUUUUCUCCCCCUUUUCUUCCACUUUCUCCUCUCUUUUUAUCCCAUGUUCCUUGUCCCUUUCCUCUUCAGGCUAUCCUUCUCUAUCUCAUGCUCUUCUAUCUCUGCUCACUUUUCUAACCCUGUUGCACCUCCUGCAUUUGCACUUUAAAUAUCGGAGGCGCUCAGGCCGUGCCGUCAAACUCGAGUCGUUUCGCUCAACAUUUAAAAGAGAGGGGAAAAAAAAAACAUUUGUUAAAAUUUCCUGAAGCCUUUGCUUAACAAAGUUAAACGAGUGUAAAUUUUUAGAUUGUUAUUGAAGUUUUGUUGUUUGUCUUGAGUUCAUUCUCUCGCAAUAAGCCGUUUGGAACAGGAAGGUUUGUUUUACUUUAAGUUUGUCCUUUAAACAUUUCUUUAAGCAUGGAAUAUUUGAGUUUGUCGUUUUUUUUUUUCUAGAGUAAUUGUCUUUGCCAGCUGUAGGAUUUAAAAAGUUCGACAUAUUCAUAACAUCAUACCCUGUGAUUACUGUACAGUUAUGUUCUGUAAAUAUCUGCUUUGCUUCUUUUCCCAUUUUCCAACGCGGCAUCGGAGUAAAGCAGGUUUUCGGUCCCGUACACGGGCUUGUGAAGGAAUCCAACUAAAAAUGAAAUCGUGCUCCAAACCUUAGAGGUUCAACCAAACGAACACUGAAAUAUAAUUUGCAACCGGAAAGGUUAUAGCUGCAAAAGUAUCACUCUUUACACAUGGUUUCAUCAUCCAAUAGCAGAAGGUUUAAUGUAUUAAAAAAUAAUCCCGUGCUGUUGAAUUACUCCGAUAUAUAAAUAAGUGUUGUGUCAGCAACCACGUCUGCAACCAACACUGCUUUUGCUGUCCUGUGGCAUCAUGGGGACCUGAAGAUAAACCCGUUUCGAUCCUUUUCUCAUCGCUGUUUCCUCAAAAUAUCCAGUUUGUUUAUGAAUAGUAGGUUUUAAACAUCCAGGGAUUUUAUUUUUUUCCAUGAUUGCUGUAUUCUCACCUCCCUGAUGAACCACAUGGAGCAGGGGAAACACACCAGGGUUCUAUUCAAACCAUCUAAACUCUAACACCAACAUCAAUCAGUUGAACGUUUUCUUCAAAGCCGAAUUUAGUGUUAAACUGCGUUGCUUGUUGAAAUGAAACUUCUAAAUAAACCUUCUCCUUAA